AUGACCUCUCAGCGCAACACCAGCCCUGAUCAGAUACUUCGUCCGCGACCUCGGAGACCCGACGAGUCCCUGAAGCUGAAUGGACACGGCGGCGGUAAUGGCUACGUCGACGUACCUGCCUCCGGCGUGUCUAGCGGACGCUCAACACCCGUCCCUCAGGACGCACCUCCAUCCGCGCAGUCCAUCUCCUCUGCACGCAAGUAUGCUCGCGCCCAGGCGAAGGUGCGCUCCUUCCACAACAUCAAUUAUAAACCUCGAGUGUCCCACUUCGAUCCCUCCAGCGAGUACAGCGACUUUCGCGGCUUUUUCGUCCUGUUCUGGGUGGGUCUGAGCAUCAUGGUCAUUACCAGCGGUCUGCGCAAUAUCAAAGAGACAGGAUAUCCAUUGCGGGCGCAAGUCUAUCGCAUCCUCUCCAAGAAUGUCCUGGCGUUAGCUCUCUCAGAUGCAGCCAUGGUCGGCAGCACUGCGCUUUCUUUGCCUUUGCAGAAGUUGUUUCGAAGCGGCUGGACCAUCUUCCAGUGGCGCCGCGGCGGUGUAUGGAUUCAGGCCAUCUUCCAACUCGGUUGGCUUGCUUUGUGGGUCGAGUGGCCGUUUCUCUUGAACUGGACCUGGACCGCACAGGUCUUCUUCGCGCUCCACACACUCACGUUCCUGAUGAAGAUGCAUUCCUAUGCUUUUUACAACGGCCACUUGUCUGAAUCCGAGCGUCGCUUACGUGCCCUCGACAAACCUGCCCCAGAUGUCAAGUUUGACCGAGCGUUCAAAUAUCCUUCGUCGCCCUCUCGCAUAUCGGAGCUCGAUGAGACUGUAGUUGAGAAGCAGGAAGCGUCGCAGGAGCUGUCACAGCUUCGUAAAGACCUGGCCACAGAGCUCACGUCGCCUUUGGGUCAGGUCACAUUCCCGCAGAACCUGACUCUUUGGAACUAUGCCGACUACACCCUAUGUCCCACGCUCUGCUACGAGCUCGAAUACCCACGAACUUCUAAUAUCCGCUGGUUAGAGGUCUUCUACAAGACACUGGCUGUAUUCGGCUGCAUUUUCCUCAUGACCAUCAUCUCUGAGGAGUUCAUCACGCCGAUCCUUGCUGAUAGCGCCAUUCGCCUCAAGCAUACACCAUUCAAUUCCGACCGCGCCCUCAUCCUCGCGGAAACAACAAGCCUAUUGCUUUUCCCGUUUAUGAUCACUUUCCUGUUGGUCUUCCUCGUCAUCUGGGAGUACGUUCUUGGAGCAUUCGCCGAGUUGACGUGUUUCGCGGACCGUCACUUCUACUCGGACUGGUGGAACAGCACCGACUGGCUGGAGUUUUCUCGCGAAUGGAAUAUACCCGUGUACCACUUCCUGCGUCGACACGUCUAUUUCAGUCUGCGCAACUACACCUCCAACUCGAUUGCCAUGGCGGUCACAUUCCUGGUUUCGGCGGUGGGCCACGAGCUGAUUAUGGGUUGUAUCACCAAGAAAUUGAGGGGCUACGGGUUCGUGGCCAUGAUGCUGCAGUUGCCCAUUGUGGCGGUGCAGCGUAGCCCCAUGCUCAGAGGCAACUGGGUUCUGAACAAUGCUGCGUUUUGGAGCAGCAUGGUUCUGGGUCUGGCGAUGAUGUGCAGCUUGUACGUCCUCGUCUGA
Cyphellophora europaea CBS 101466 is the source of this 1620-nucleotide messenger RNA. RefSeq lists its product as uncharacterized. The transcript has a single exon. Gene Ontology annotation, molecular function: ergosterol O-acyltransferase activity. The record is from RefSeq and is a predicted model, not a curated record. Gene Ontology annotation, biological process: ergosterol metabolic process. Lineage: Eukaryota; Fungi; Ascomycota; Eurotiomycetes; Chaetothyriales; Cyphellophoraceae. Bases 1 to 1620 code for a protein of 539 amino acids. Gene Ontology annotation, cellular component: endoplasmic reticulum membrane.